CGUGAACCCAAAUACCAAACCACCCUCUCUUUUCCACCAUUAUUAACUGUUACCAUUCUUCUCUUCUCUCUCUCUCUCUUCCUUCUCUUUUCUCUCUCCUCAAUGGAUCCUCGCAACGACGCCGUUUUCCCCGACGAAGACCUCGAGGACGACGAGGAAUCCCUCGACGACGAAGACGACGACGAAGAGGAGGAGGAAUUAAACGACGACCCUUCUCCUUCCACUUCCUCCGCCGGCGCUGUCCCUGUCCGUUCCGUUUCCGCUACUGUCACCAUCGCUGCUCCCGCCGUCUCCGUUGUUCCUCCCCCUUCGAUUGUUUCAAUCUCCUCCGCCGAUCUGAUACGCCAACGUCUUGAGACCGCCACCGCCGAGCCUUUGACCUUGCAGGGGGAGAAGAAGCCCUUGGAUGAGUCCAGGAAGUUGUUUCAACGCCUUUGGACGGAUGAGGAUGAGAUCGAGCUUUUACAGGGUUUUUUGGACUACACGAUGCAGCGUGGUACGACUCACCAUCAUCAGAACGAUACGGCGUUGUUCUACGACCAGAUCAAGUCGAAAUUACAGUUGGAUUUUAACAAGAAUCAGCUCGUUGAGAAGCUUCGUAGGUUGAAGAAGAAAUAUCGCAACGUUAUUGGUAAGAUUAGCUCUGGUAAGGACUUCAAUUUCAAAAGCCCUCACGAUCAAGCUACUUUUGAGAUUUCUCGCAAGAUCUGGAGCAAUACCGGCCGAAUUGGAGCCGACGACAACGCUUUAGACGAUGACGAGCCUGCUCCGACUCCAUAUGCUAGCUACAUGGACCACAGAAACGAAGAGAUGAUGGCUAAUUGCACAGAGAAGAAACCGACGCCGACUCCUAAAUCGCGGAAACGUACACGGCCUGGAUCGGGAAUUAGAAUGGACGGUCCGCGUUCGUCGAAUGAGAAUCUGAAUAAAGAGAAAAACAGUACCUACCACAACAACACCAACAACAACGAAAAUGUCAAUAACGUAGCGGUAGCAGGAUUGAUCGAGGAGACAGUGAGGAGCUGCCUGUCGCCAUUGUUUAAGGAAUUGUUGAAUACUUCCAUGGGAGGAGGACUCUGUGGUGGAGGCAGAGGGUUCAGUGGAUUAGCUUUGCAUCCGAUUCCAUUGAGUUUUGGUGGUGCUUCCAUCAAUUUCGGUGGUGAAAUGGCGGAUGAGAGGUGGAGGAAACAGCAGAUUUUGGAACUGGAAGUUUAUUCAAAGAGGUUGGAGUUGGUUCAAGAACAAAUUAAGACAGCAUUAGAAGACUUGAGGAAGGUCUGAAUCUUGAAGAAAGGGUAUUAUUUGUAAGUGCUUUGGCUUUCUCUUUUCUCUUAAUUUUUUUUCUCUCUUUUAGUUCUUGAAAAUGUUUGAUCCUUGCGGUUGAUAGUGUACUUAGUGGCACCCUUUGGUGAAUUCGGUAGAAUAAUUGUAAAAAAUAAUUUAUAAUAAAACUACUCAUUUACAAUGUGUUGAUAUAACAUAGUUUUUUGACUGAUGAA
Benincasa hispida (wax gourd) is the source of this 1499-nucleotide messenger RNA. Its product is annotated as putative transcription factor At3g04930. NCBI's taxonomy places the organism in Eukaryota, Viridiplantae, Streptophyta, Magnoliopsida, Cucurbitales, Cucurbitaceae. Gene Ontology annotation, biological process: regulation of DNA-templated transcription. Gene Ontology annotation, cellular component: nucleus. The record is from RefSeq and is a predicted model, not a curated record.